AUGCCGCGCCGCGAAUUCAUAGUCGAACCAAGCACAGCCAUGCCCAAGGGCUACGCCUUCCUCAAGAAAGGCAUCAAGUACAAAACGCUGCACUGCCGCCGCCUAACCCACGAAGCAGGAAAACCCGUAUACGUAGUCGAAGACAAGAAGAAGAAAGUGCUUGGCAUCCGCGUCCCGAAAUCCAUCUUGUUCCACGUCCAGUCGCUCGCCAACGAAACGCUCCCGGCCCGCCGCCUCGCCACCGAGCAGCGAGACGCAGCCCUAAUCCGGGCCGCUGCUACCGAACUUGACAGGCGGUUUCCGCUUAUACCAAAGGAUGAUAGGGAAGCGGUGCUGAAGCAUGGGUUUAGGAAGUAUUCAGGAAGGGUCGGCAGGACCGGCCAGAUUCCGAUACCCCGAAAGGUGCUGUAUGCCGUUAUUGCGCACAUCAGGCAUAAGCAUACGAGGUACGAUGAGAUGUUGAACGAGGGAAUGGAUAGGGAUGCCGCCAGGAAGGCUAUCCAGGGGAAGGUGCAGGCCAUGUUGCGGAAAUGGGGCGCCACCGAAGGUGAGGAUUAG
This is a messenger RNA of Trematosphaeria pertusa, 558 nucleotides long. RefSeq lists its product as uncharacterized. The coding region runs from base 1 to 558 and encodes 185 amino acids. Lineage: Eukaryota; Fungi; Ascomycota; Dothideomycetes; Pleosporales; Trematosphaeriaceae. The transcript has a single exon. The record is from RefSeq and is a predicted model, not a curated record.